AUGUCGAAGCGAUUCAUUAAAUGUAAGUUUCUUGACAUUUCCAACAGUAUCGCUAAACUUAAAUUGACAUUUAUCGACGUUGCCACGAACAAUAAUAAAUCUUCGAAGGCUGAAUUCCAAAAAUCUGGCAAGGUGAAUGGAACGGAAGACAUUGCUGCCAUCCGCCGCGUCGACGUCCCAGUGAAGGACCACACCGUCGAGGCGAUACUUGCUACACUGGCGAUAUUGAUUCUGGGCGUUGGUGCCUGUUACUGUAUCCAUCUGUAUCGCCGUGAGAACGAGCGUACGCAAAGACGCCAACUUGAACCAGAACACGCAAAGCAUGUGCAACUCAAAACGUAUACGAAGGUUCGGCAACGCCCGGUUGGCAUAGCGAAGCCCGAUCAAGUUCAAGGGCCCGCCGUCUACCCAAAUGACGGAGUAAUUUGGAAACACUUCGUAGAACAAUCUGAAACAUGGCAUAAAAUGUACGACGUCAAGAUACCGCCUUGGGUUAUUAUGGCGUUGUAUGCAGGUGCGCCGGUGCUCCUGGGGAUAAUUCUGAUCUGCUGCAUAGCAACCUCAAACUGCAACCCAAUCCGGAGGAGCAGCCCGGAACCCUGUCAUACCAGCCAGUUCCGCGCGGACCAGUACCGGCUGAUUGAGGAGAGUCAAUCGCGCAGCUCCACGCUUGAUCGGAGG
This is a messenger RNA of Mesorhabditis spiculigera, 681 nucleotides long. The record is from the annotation of a GenBank genome assembly. NCBI's taxonomy places the organism in Eukaryota, Metazoa, Nematoda, Chromadorea, Rhabditida, Rhabditidae.